UUGCGUUCAAGUGAUUGCAUGAUUUCCAAAAUUUGAGGGAAGGUAAGUAGUCUAGAAACCUGACCUAACGGUCUAUGAAGGUAAGUCGUUCAACGGGUGGAUCACAAAACAAUAUAUCUUCGUUUAUGAGGACAAACAUUUCUUGGACCUCACCGUAAACCACCAAGUGACAAAGCUAAAUGUUACUCCGCGCUUCUGUACACUAGUGAAUCUUCGUCUGUUCUUUCACGCAGGGGAGCUGGCCUGCAUGCUUUCACACACGUGUACGCAACGUUGGUAAAUUGUCUGUUUCUAAACGUUGUUCACAUACCUGAAACUCGUGCUGUCGACAAAGUGUAACCACCACUAUAAAUCAUGCCCCGACUUCGCCCCGACAAAGAUAAAUAUCGUAAAGCAUGGAACAAAAGCUGGGAAGAUGACCUUUUGGAUAGAUAUCCCCCAGGACAAAAACCUCCAAAUAUGAUCAGCCCCAUCCCCCCCGAGCGUAUUCGUUUUCUCAAGGAUGCCGAAUCCCUUCCAUCAUUACAGUUGGAAAAAGACAGCCGAACCAAGGAGAUAUGUAUCCUUCAGCGAGACUUGGCUGAGGCUGCCGUAACAGGAUUAAGCAACGACAACUUGGAGGAAAGGUGGAGAUCCUUAUCGCAGCAGCGGCGGGAAGAAUUGGUUCUCGAAGGGCUAUAUGUAACUUCCUGUGUUCCAAAUGGCAUGGAAACCUGGCGGACAUGGUGUCCCGAAAUGACCGUCGCAACGCUCUCUGGGACAAACGACAGAGACUUCAUCCACCUGCUGAAAAUGCUCCUUCCGGUCGAUCGAGUCAAAGAAACACUCGGCACUCCGCUGCUCGUGCCGAAUCCCGCAUUCGAGGAGCUGAUGAUGACCGACGACGCUAUGCUCAGGCGUAUGGUCGACAGAUAUCGGCUCUAUAGAAGCUAUUUCAUUACUAUGGCCGUAUGGAGUAUCCUGAAUGCAUUCUACGGUAACAGAGAACAAAUGCAAGCAGCCAAGCCUCUGUACCGCGACAAAAGCGAGACCACCAAGGCUUUUUUACGCCAAGCCAAAGAAAUCUACAAAGCCGAAGGAAAGCUUCCCGAGUUCUCGGAGAGCCAGAAGGACUACGAUCGUCGAAAAGAGACAGAAAAUUGGGAAAAUCUGUGUUGGCACUGUAACCGCAAGGAAGCUGACGCAUCUGCUGGAGGAGAACGUUUCCAGAUUUGUAGCAGAUGCAAAACCGUGGGUCGAGUGGUGAGAUACUGUUCAGUGGAAUGCCAGAAGAAAGAUUGGAAGCAGGGAUUCCCCAGACCUCACAAAGCCAUCUGUGGAAAAGACGUUUUUGAAGAAGACAAGACCGACGAGAGUAUCCCGGAGACAAAGGACACGGAGUCUGAGACUGGUAUUCCGCCCUCGGACCCGUGUUUCAAACGAUCCCCAGAUCUCCUGCACCAAAUUUCUUUCAUCACCAAGCCCACACCAUGUGAUUACGUUUACAUGCGACCACGUCCUUUUGACGACAUAGGGAUUGACAUCCCCGAUAUUGAAGAUAAGGUUUUGUUUACCGUUAUGCGUCGGCAAGCGAUGAUAAACGGUGAUCCUGUCGCCGUCCUCAACAUGUUUGCCAUCUUGCGAACCUACGCACCACCUAGUAUUUCGGAAGAUCAGCUGAAGACACAGUUGAAGAAAGAAUAUAGCGUCGAUGUUGAUCUGCUUGGGGAGGACUUUUGGGAUAAAACGAUGGAUCCUCCUACCGAGGAAGAACAGCAAAUCAUCAAGGAAUUGGUGAGAAAGAAACUGAUGCACCGGAAUGUUGAAGAUUCGUAUCCCCGCACUGACACUAGAAAGGAGUUGGUGAGGAGGAAAGUGACGCAUCAAAAUAUCGAAGACUCGUGUCCUCCCGCUAACUCGGAGUUAAGGGUAGUAACAGAUCAGAAUGUUGAAGAGUCACAUACACUCACUGGCGCUAUAUUUUACUCACCUAUCACACUUCUUACUAUCCUUCUUGUACCUUACUUCCUGUCCGUCUUGAUACGUUAGGGCUACACCUUGAUUCACCUUUACUGUGCCCGAUGGAGGCUACACAUGGAUUGUUCGCUCCAUGUAUUACUUACACUCUUCGUUAGCUCUUCCC
Desarmillaria tabescens is the source of this 2122-nucleotide messenger RNA. RefSeq lists its product as uncharacterized. The transcript is spliced from 6 exons. The record is from RefSeq and is a predicted model, not a curated record. Bases 355 to 2028 code for a protein of 557 amino acids. Lineage: Eukaryota; Fungi; Basidiomycota; Agaricomycetes; Agaricales; Physalacriaceae.